Stylophora pistillata is the source of this 5987-nucleotide messenger RNA. RefSeq lists its product as uncharacterized. The record is from RefSeq and is a predicted model, not a curated record. Lineage: Eukaryota; Metazoa; Cnidaria; Anthozoa; Scleractinia; Pocilloporidae. Gene Ontology annotation, molecular function: metal ion binding; protein binding.
CGCGCUAAAUUGGAGACUCCGGCGCAUGUUGUCACAUGGUUUCUGCGUUCGGAACGUUUUCAUAGCUGUGAACUAGAUAUGAAGGUCGAGGGAAAUGCCCGUCGUGGAAAGAAGAAAGGCCUUCGUUCUCUUGGAACCAGGAAAGAAGGUAGCCUUCAGAGCACAGACCUGGUUGUAACUGUGCCGAAUGAAGAUAGUAACUCAUCUCGCUUUAAACCGCCUGUUACUGCGCGUCAGACUCGAAAGAUUGUAAUCAACCGCAAAACCGCAGAAUCUACUGAGCUGGAUAACGUUACAGUUAAGUCUCUGGAUGAAAUUAUGCGCGAAAAGCAGGAACGAAUGAAGAGGACUUCCACGGACACUGCUACAAAUGCAUCUCAUGAUCUAGACCACGAUGCUGUGAAUGAUGAGGUCUCUGCCAGCAGCUCUCCAAAUGCCAUUGACUCAGCAGAUAAUGUUCUUAAUGGGGCAGAAAUUGUGGCGAGUAGCACACAUGAAUCAGCUGUUAGCACCUUGAGCACUAAAACAAAAUCAAGCGCUUUGUCUGGCCAUCCAUUGUGUGCGGUAAAACCCAGACCACCGCUUAAAAAGUUGACAGUUCCCAUCAAAGCAUUACCAGGGUCACUGUCACCAAUGGAAAAUAAAACUUUGUCAGCCAAGCAUCCAUACAGUGUGGCAUCCUUCAGCUCCAAGCAAAGUUCAGAGAUGGAUUUUGAUGGCUUACUCAAUAAUAAUGACGAUGAUGAAGUUGACAGUUGUUAUGAUGAGGACAUCUUGCUUGAAGAUAAUGAAGAUGAAAUGCACCAAGAUUCCCCAAAGACUCAUAAUUACCCCCAUAAUGAUGAGGCAACAUUCCACCCUUAUAUGGAUUAUAGUGAUGUACCACAUAAGCAAGACAAUGCUGAGGAGGAAGAAGAAGAUGAUGAAAUAUCACUGCAUCCUGAUGAUUCCUUAUUUGAUGAAGAAGAUGACCUGGGAGUGAACAGUGAUGGAAUCAGAACAAGGGGUUCUGUAAAAAGAGCUGGAAGUGAAUCAAGAGAUCGAAGACUGCCAACAAAUGGCACGAAACAGAAACAGUCACAAGGAAGUUCAAGUAGCCCAGUGAAAACUAAAGAAGAACUACAGACUGAUGAAACUCAAGAGCAAGAUAAGAAUAAAGAGGCUGACAAAGAAAGGUCCCAACACGAACAAGUUUCGCCUAGAUCACGACACAGAACUAACUGGUCAUCUACUUGCAAAAAGGAUGGCAGAAGGACCAAGAGGCCUUCAGCAGGAAGGGGUGUAACGGGUGUAAGGAAAGCUGGAGACAGUUUUUCAAGAAGAGGUGGAUGCCGAUCCAGGCUGGGCCCAAGAAGAGAGAGGAGUGUUGGUGUGAGUGGACCAGUUCAACCAGUGCUUGGGGUGCCAGGUAUACCUUUGUUCAAUACUGGGGAUGGACUCCUCCCUCUCCCAGGGACAGAGCUAAUGUCUCCUGUUCUACAACCCAUUUGGCAAGCUCAAGCCCAACUAGAUGCAGCCAUGAAAGAUAAUAUAGCAAAAACUGUUGAAAUGUUGGUAAAUCCCCCACCAGUUCCAGGUGAAAAUGUGCCAGAGUAUAACAGCCAUGGUCCUCCAGUGCAACACGCCUCUCGCGCUUCUCAAGAAAGUGGCAAAUUACCUCAGCGACAUCAGUCCAAGAGAUCUCACAACAGUGGCCAAGAUGCCAAUCAUAACAGAGUGUCUGAAAACUCCAUGUGUGAAUCACGACUUCAGCCGAAAAGGGCGUCAGAUAGGCUGUCACCCAGGUGGUUUGAACGAAUGAAGGAUAAUUCGCGCAGCACAAAUGAGCAGCUGAGUUUAAGUGAUGGGAUGACAAGUCAAUUUCGUCCAGUUGCAAGGACAAGAGAAGUAUUAAAGAGUGAGUCUACCCCUCAUGCUGCCGAAGCUUCAUAUCAACACAAUGCUGUGCUAGGUGAUAAUCAGAACAAUGCCAGUAACAGAUCAAUAACUGAAGUAGAGAAAGCAAGACUAGCUGUUUUAAGACCAACCCACUCUCCAUCAAUGCCAGAUUCAGAUUCAGAUUCACAAACAUCAAGUAAGAGGAAAAGUCCUUUCCAUGGUGAAGAAACAUUGCAUGGACGAAAGGUUUUGGUGACAACAAGCCCUGACGGGUUGCCACAGCCAAAUCUUGCAAAAUCAGGAACAAGGAAACCUUAUCCUAAAGGUUACUGUUUUGAGCAACUGAACACUGGAAAAUGCAAGAAACCAAAAUGUAAAUACAAGCACAUGGAUUAUAAUCAGCUUCAAGAGGUCCAAUGGGUGCCACAGGUGGCAAUCACAAGCAGUCAAGGGAAUGAUUUAGAAGAGCUACCCACUGUUCAAACAGAGGAAGCUGAAGAGGAAGUUCCUGUGGCAUCCUACAACUUAAUUGCAGACCAGCUGACAAAUAACAAUUUACAUGUUGCUUGGCAAAUGGUCGAGAAACUGCAGAGAACAAACAGACCUGACCUGGAUUUGGUGAGACAGAUCCUUGCCAUGUGUAGUAAACACCUAGAAGAACCUGACAUUGCUGCCCAGGUUGCCCAUAAGGCGUUUGAUACCAUCAAGAGAGUAAGUGGACAGCAUCAUCGUCACGACUACACUGAACUCAUCAGAACAUUGUGUCAUGCAGGACAAUAUAUCAGAGCUUAUGAGAUGCUUGAUGUCAUGAAAAGGAGUAACCACAUGCCAACAUAUGAAGUAUUUCUCGAUUUGAUCCAAGCUUCUGCCAAAGACCCUGAAUGGGCUUUUAAUUUGUUGCAUGAGAUCAAGCAGUCAGGAUUACUCAAGUCAGGGAUCUGCAAUGAUCUCAUACUUCUUGGCUGUAAGAGUGGAGAACACUUUGUUCAGAAGACCUGGUUACUCUUUCAGGAAGCGUUGCAGUGUAAAGUACAACUUUCAAGUGAUGCUGUUUCUGCAAUGCUCCACACUCUGUCACAAGUGAAUGACUGGGAGAAGAUUAUGUUGGUACUUCCAGUAUUCCCACUAGCAACACCAGCAGUAGUUUUGAAAGGAGCUGUGAUGACUGCACUUCAGAAACCAGAAUGGAUUGAAGUGGUCACUAGGGCACUUGGAGUGACUCCAGCGAGAACCCUGGUUGAACUUGGAUCUGAUGUUUGGAAUUCACUUUUGGAGGCUUGUUGUCUUGAACAAGGUGGCAAUGUUUCAUUUGCUCAGAACGUCUGUUCCUUGAUGCUCCAGAAUGGAAUACCUCUUGAACCACAGUCCACUGAUAACUGUAUGAGUGCAUUAUGUGGUGUCAACAAGUGGAUUGCAGCCUUGGAGCUCUUCAACAAGGUUAAGGACGAUCCAAAAGUCCUUGAACAGCCUCAUGCUAUUGCAAGUGGUUUGGUUGCACUCUCAACAGCUUUAUGUAAGGCUGGGGACUCAGCCAGUAUGCUUACUGUACUCCACUUUAUGUUGGAGUCUUGGAUCAAACCUGAAGACAGUGUGCUGCAGUCUGCCAUUGAAAUACUUGACAAAGAGAAGAACUAUAGAGGUGUUCUGCAGCUCUUUCAUCAGCUUGAGGCUGCCAAAAUUGUACUUCCAGUGAAUGUGUAUAAACAGAUGAUUUCAUCUUUGGAGAAGUGGGUGGAAAAUCCUGUCGCCUCUAUUCAGCCCUAUGCUGUUAUGAGACAUAUUUACCUUGCAAAACAUUCAGAAAGCAAUGGCAAUGAAGAUGUUCCCAGUUUGAACAGUUCGAAAGCCGAGAGUCUCAGUUUUAGCAGGGAGUGCCGUUACUUCAGUACUCCUCAAGGCUGCCGUAAUGGUGACAAUUGUCAGUUUAUUCACUAUUCACAGGGAAAUGUGAAUUCAGCCUCUCAAGGAGGAAUUACUGGACAGAACAAUAAAGCAGUAAACCAUACCCAACCAGGUAACCCUUUUGUGUACAGGGAUCCAUGUACGUUUCCUGCUCAGGCAAUUGGAACAGAUUUGUUUGGGCCUGUACAUCAUCAGCAGCACACUGCACCAAGAAUUACUCCAACAAAGGAGGGGCUUCAUUUAGGUGGACCGUUUUCCUCUAAGCGAUUGGGCCCUCCUGUGGUCAGCACAACAAUUGAAAAUGCGGCUAGCAAUUUCCAACUUGCAGCCACAAACCAGUUUACUGGAACAAAUCCCUUUUCCCCCUGCCUAUCAGGAAGGACUCGCAGCAUGGAUGGCAUCAUUAAUAGCUCAAGUACAGACCAACAUAAUCACCAAACACGCUCUGCCCCUGUUAUACCUGAAGUCUCACCUGCCAGUUACUUUCAGUAUCCUUCAAAGAAGAGUCUCCAGUUUUACCUGCCAAGGAUCAAGCAUGCCAGUGAACAGAAUAGCUGGGAAGACCUAGGCUCUGUUUAUGUGGCAAUGAAGAAUGAAGAUGUCGAUGUUGACCUUGGCGUCUUAUUAAAAGUCUUUUUCGAAUCAUUUGAAGUAAACUCUGUUCAGACUGUGGGAGAAAACUUUGGAAAAUUUUGUGAUAAGAUACACCAACACCUCAAACAAACAGUGCCAAGCUCUGAACCCGACAGUAGUCCAAGUGCUUCCUUAGACGAUGAUGACAAACGCUUCAUUGGUGAGUUAGGAGUGGCAAUAAUGUACUUGACGUACAUCAAGCAACUUUUUGAUCAAGGGUACUCCGUGUUGCAUGUUUUACACAACUUUAGCAUAAACUAUGCGAUGUACACAGGGGAAUUUGGAGUACAAAAAAAGCCUUUAACUUCAUGCCAAGUGGCUCUUACAGCAGCAGACAUUUGCCUUAGUAUAAGUCAGCCUUUGCAUAGCAGUGCCUUGGAAGUACUUCGUGGUACAAACUACGCUUGUGCUGCUGAUGGAACAACAUUGACCCCUGAGGAGACUGAGUGGAGGAGGCAAGUUUUUGUAUCAUUAUGUGAGUACUUCUUGAAUACCAAAGAACUAGCUUAUGUGUUUGAGCUAUUGGAUAUAGCUGGAGAUGUUGGGGAGGUGAAAGCCUUGUACAAUCGACUCAUUCGUGGCCUAAUCUCAAAGAGGGAACUGAAUGAUGUCACCAUUCUUUUUAAUUCCAUGGAAGAUAAACGCAUUUCAUGGGAACCAUCACUGGUGAGAGAGUUAGUGAAAGGCUUUGGAGAGGCAGGAAAUGUUCGGCAGGCCCGGUUUUACUUUAAGAAGGGUAUGUACACAGGGGUAUAUCACAAUUCUUUUAGUCCAGUGAAUCCUUUUACAGUAACUGUGGGCGUCAGCUUUUCAGCUUUGGAAUGUCAGCUUUUCAUUGAAAGACACCUACAUUCUCUGAAAGAGUGCAUUGAUCGACAAGCGGAGUCUUCUGGUGGUAAUCCACUGAAUGACACAGAUUAUGGUCCACUUAAAGUCGUAGUGAAGUUAGAUGUGCCCAGUCUGUAUACCAGGGACAAGGGAAGUCAACCCGAGGAGGUCAUUUGGGCCAAGCUAGAAGAAGUUAGAGCUGUGUUGAAUGAUGAGUUCAACCCACCUCUAUCAUGCACAGCACAAGGCAAAGAGCUUUUAGUGAGUUCCUUGAAUCUCAAGAGAUGGUUCCGUGCCAACCCAAAAACUGGACGCUUCAAAGGAGGAAGCAGGAGUGCUGCGUUUUCUUCGGUUGAAAUGUAAACAAUCUAUUUGUUAACAGGGAAAUGUCAGGUAAUGGCAAUUUACUGGUCUCCAAGUUAACUUAAAGACAGUGGGCCAUUAUCAAAUCACGUACCUUGUUUGAGGGAUUAAAGACAGUUGUCCUCAUUUAUGGAUGUGAACACUGAUCCUACUUCAACUUAUAAUUUUUACCAUUUUUUGGCAGAUAAUGCAUUUUUGUUUGAAGUAUUUACGUUUGUUCAUGCGCUUUUACAUUAAGAAAACAAAUGUAAUUAUGCUACACUGAACUCUGCUAUCAAAGUUAAGACUGAUAUCCAUAUUGUAUCUGCAUGCAAGUAGCCACUGCAAUAGUUGUUUGUCAUUAAAUCCUUGUUCUGUUAUUAAAUCAUUUGAAUUUAACAUGA